This is a messenger RNA of Rhodofomes roseus, 1417 nucleotides long. RefSeq lists its product as uncharacterized. Bases 182 to 973 code for a protein of 263 amino acids. The transcript has 3 exons. NCBI's taxonomy places the organism in Eukaryota, Fungi, Basidiomycota, Agaricomycetes, Polyporales, Fomitopsidaceae. The record is from RefSeq and is a predicted model, not a curated record.
GCAAGGUCGUCCAUAUAAGAACGCGCGCUCGUAACUUUUCUUUGCUGUCUGUCUUUCUUUCCCUCUUUCCUGUCUGCCUGCGCCACAUGUCUUGUGCGCGCACUGUAUAUCGAGUCAAGAUCGCGUCAGGCCUACCGAGUCAGGCAGAGUACUGGCCCGUAUUGCUCAGCUAGUAUAUGUGAUGUCGACCUCAGAAGUCAAACGCCGCAAGUAUGGCUGCCUCGAAGUGGUUGACCGUCGCCGAAUGCCGCAAGUAAGGGUUGCCUCAAAAUGUCGCGGGCGAAGGUCAAGCGCCCCAAAUGGGCUAGCCUCAAGCUGGACCGCUGUCAAGUGUCGAAGUGGGCGCCGCUUUCAAUGGGAUUCUGUCGUCAAGCUCUGCAAGCUCGGUUGUGUCACUACUUCAACGGAGUUGCCGUCAAGAGCCGCAAUACGGGCUGUUUCAAAUCGUGAACGAGGCGAAGCCGUCAGUGCAUGUGAACAGCCGCAAGCGGGGGUCACUUCAAGUUCAGGCGGGUCGUCCAUCGUCAAGCGCCGGAAGCGGGGCUGCUUCAAGUCGCUGCAACUCGAGUCUCAUCAACGUCAGUCCAUCCGUGGUCAAGCACCACAAAUUCGGCUGCAUCCACUUGAAGGGUCAAGCGCCAGAAGCUGGGACCACGUCAUUGUAGGCCAAUGUCAAGCGCCGCAAGGAAAGGCUGCCUCAAAGAAGAUCGCAAAGCGCUGCAAGUGUACCUACCUGGGUCAACUCACGCGAAGUCGUCGAGCUUUAAGCUUCAAGGGUCAAGCGCCGCAAGUGGGGCUGCAUCAAGCGCCUUCAAGAGGCCCCGAGGGCGGGUGGAUGCUUGCGCUCUUGCAGUGUCCGUCCGGGCGCGGACCUUUACGUGGUCUUCGGGAUAAGUACCCUCGCAUUGCUUCACGGCGAGUGCGAGGGGAAACCAACACGCGCUUCGCUCCGUAUAAUCGUGCACGCGCUUGAACGACAACGGCAAUUGAGAAUGUGUUGCCUUGUCUGCGGGUAAGUGCCUGUAAGUGCAACGUUAGAGGACUGCUUCGUACGGUUCAACUUGGCAGAGCCAGCGCGAUGAAGUAUACUCUCGCCUCGAGCAAGAGGGGCGAGAAGAAGUUGUGGGGAGCGUGCCCAUGAGCCUUGAUAGUGACCACAGAAGUUUCGCGACUCCGCAUAGCGUGUAACCAUUGUUCUGUCAUUCCCUGCCCAUGCAGUCCCUUCUCUGUGAUUGUCUACGGACGCCGAUGAGCGCCUGUUCGAUUGAUCAAUGGCGACUCAUACUUACCUGAUCGGAAGCCUCAACUGCAGCAUCACCACCUGAUCACUCCGGCAAUUCAGCUAGAAAUGAGCACGGGUGUAAGACGAGCAUGUGUAGAGCAGUAUGGUACGUACGCGGCUGUGCUAUAUGAGCUA